Sinocyclocheilus grahami is the source of this 1386-nucleotide messenger RNA. RefSeq names its product methyl-CpG-binding domain protein 2-like. Gene Ontology annotation, biological process: negative regulation of transcription by RNA polymerase II; DNA methylation-dependent constitutive heterochromatin formation. Gene Ontology annotation, molecular function: methyl-CpG binding. The coding region runs from base 226 to 1011 and encodes 261 amino acids. The transcript has 6 exons. The record is from RefSeq and is a predicted model, not a curated record. Gene Ontology annotation, cellular component: nucleus. Lineage: Eukaryota; Metazoa; Chordata; Actinopteri; Cypriniformes; Cyprinidae.
UGUGGGAAGUGCUGAAGUUUCAACGCGUCACAGCCGCGUCACACACGGAUCACACGCAGAUUGAUCGCGUGAACGACGCGUCCGGCGGCUCUCUGACGGCUGUGAGCCGAGUUCGAGUCCUCCGGUUGAUAACUCACUACUCUAGCCCGUUAGCGAGCGUCUCUCACGCGCCCGCAGCGCAGCUCUCGGAUAUUAACUCUUCUGAUCGAGCUGAUCGAUCAGCCAAUGAUCAUGGAGAGGAAGAAGACGGACUGUCCGGCGCUUCCACCCGGCUGGAAGAAGGAAGAAGUCAUCCGGAAGUCCGGGCUGAGCGCUGGGAAGAGUGAUGUGUAUUAUUACAGUCCCACAGGAAAGAAGUUCCGCAGUAAACCUCAGUUAUCCCGCUACCUCGGGAACUCGGUGGAUCUGGGAUGUUUCGACUUCCGCACGGGCAAAAUAAUGCCCAGCAAGAUGCAGAAGAACAAGCAGAGACUGCGCAGCGACAACCUCAGCCUGAGCAAGGGAAAGCUGGAUCUGAGCACGGCGCUGCCCAUCAGACAAACAGCCUCCAUCUUCAAACAGCCGGUCACUAAAGUGGUCAAUCAUCCCAACAACAAAGUCAAGACAGACCUCCAGAGAGCCACGGAGCAGCCGCGACAGCUGUUCUGGGAGAAGCGUCUGAAGGGCUUGCGCUCGUCGGACGUGUCGGAGGAAGCGCUCAGGACGAUGGAUCUGCCCAGAGGUUUACAGAGUAUCGGCCCCGACUCGACGGACGAGACGCUUCUGUCGGCCAUCGCUAGCGCUCUGCACAUGAGCUCGGCGCCCAUCACGGGUCAGACGUCCUCGGCGGUCGAGAAGAACCCGAGCAUAUGGCUGAACACAUCGCAGCCGCUCUGCAAAGCCUUCACCGUCACAGACGACGACAUACGGUUCGUCAGUGCACUGGAGUCCCGCUCCGCCCGCCGUGGACACCCGGAUGUGAUGUCAUCAGUCUGCGUCAGCGGCACACGUUCAAUAACUCAUUACCAAUAGCUUCAACCAAGGCCCUUUUCAACUAGAGCAUAUAUUUUUAUGUACAUAUCUAUAUAUAAUUGAAAACAAUGCUUAUUUUGUGUCAGACAGAAGACGGAGAACUCGGCUUUUAUACGGCAAACACAGAGCAAUACUUCCUCGCCUCAAAUCAGGUCACCGUCGCUGGGUUUGUAUCGCGAACUCUUUUUACUUUCGUUUGGUGUCGUUGCUCUCUUCAGGGUUUGUGACGAAUGAUUAAUGCAUACUGCAAACGUAUGAAUGGAAAACUGCUUAUUUAAGAAAAACAUUUUAUACCUUGAGAUAAAAAUGUGUAAAUUUCUUGCAUAAUUCUAGAGUAAAUAAAAGAGUAUAUUCACAAAAAUGUUCUUAUGUUUU